Colletotrichum abscissum is the source of this 270-nucleotide messenger RNA. RefSeq lists its product as uncharacterized. The transcript is spliced from 2 exons. Bases 1 to 270 code for a protein of 89 amino acids. The record is from RefSeq and is a predicted model, not a curated record. Gene Ontology annotation, cellular component: MICOS complex; mitochondrial inner membrane; mitochondrion. NCBI's taxonomy places the organism in Eukaryota, Fungi, Ascomycota, Sordariomycetes, Glomerellales, Glomerellaceae.
AUGUCAGACACCUCUGUUCCCCCUCCCCCGAGCGCCGUCGCGCGCCCUGUCAGUGAGGCACUUCUCAACGAGAAGUGGGACCACUGCCUGUCCAACCUCCUCGUCAAGUCUACCCUUGGUCUUGGCUUCGGUGUCGUCUUCUCGGUCCUCCUUUUCAAGCGCAGAGCGUGGCCCGCCUUCGUCGGCGUCGGUUUCGGAGCCGGACGCGCAUACGAGGAGUGCAACUCCAGCCUGAAGCAGGCCGCCAGAGAGAUCAGGAAGCAGGCAUAA